This is a messenger RNA of Fopius arisanus, 861 nucleotides long. Its product is annotated as serine/threonine-protein phosphatase 2A activator. The transcript has 5 exons. Gene Ontology annotation, molecular function: protein tyrosine phosphatase activator activity; peptidyl-prolyl cis-trans isomerase activity. The record is from RefSeq and is a predicted model, not a curated record. Gene Ontology annotation, biological process: mitotic spindle organization. NCBI's taxonomy places the organism in Eukaryota, Metazoa, Arthropoda, Insecta, Hymenoptera, Braconidae. Gene Ontology annotation, cellular component: protein phosphatase type 2A complex; nucleus; cytoplasm. The annotation marks the transcript as partial.
AAUAAACAGAAUAUUCUUCUGCGCAGAUAAUAACUGAAACUUAACCUCUCAAAAAUUUACUCAUUCCAACAGUAACUGACCGCUUCCCGGCAUAUUUUCAGUAGAUAACUCACGCACAGCAAUGACUCGGUCAUUGAACAUUCAAAAAAUUCAUUGAAUAUUGGAGUUAGAGGUUUUUAUUUAAGGAAAAUGUCAGUGCCAGGGGCUCAUUUGGUUGAGCAUGGGGUUGUGGGGAAGGAUCAUGUCUUUGAGACCCCUACGAAGGCGGUAAAAACCAUGGAGGAUAUGGUGACAUGGGAAAAAUCAGAAGCCUACAAUGAAUACUUGGGGUUCAUACUGGCUCUGAAUGAAGCUGUUCAAGGCAAAGCCGCCAAUUCAAAGUAUCCAGCUUCUCAAACACUUCUGAACACAGUUGCGAUGUUGAAUAUUUUUGACCAAUGGCUAACGGAAAUUCCGCCAACAGAUCAGCCUCAGAGAUUUGGGAAUAAAUCGUUUCGAGAUUGGCAUGGGCGACUCCUGGAGAGAAGCGAAGAUGAACUGAAAAAAGUAUUACCAAAGGAUUUGCACAGAGCAAUUCCUGAAUUAAGUCCAUACCUCUGCGAGGGAUUCGGUAACGCGACACGCAUUGACUACGGAACGGGCCAUGAAAUGGCCUUUAUCAUGUUCCUCUGUUGUUUAUUCAAAAUAGGGGCUUACCAGUCUGACGAUAAAGUAGCUGCUGUAAAUAAAGUAUUCAGCAGGUAUAUGGAAUUUAUCAGACGAUUGCAGUUGGUGUACAGGAUGGAACCAGCAGGUAGUCAUGGGGUGUGGAGCCUCGAUGAUUAUCAAUUUGUGCCUUUUGUGUGGGGAAGUGCACAGUUA